CGAGAUGCUUUGCGAAAGCAUGGCGGGCAAGAUGUGAAUGUCAGUAGGAAGGUAAUGGGGCAAACAGAGGAAAACAGUGUACCUAACUCCUCUUGUACAUUAUUCAUCAUGAUAUCCGCCUAACAGUGUGUAAUGUGAAUGAGUUGGCUUCAGUCUUCUCCGCCUGAGUGUGUGAACUACGAACCUUUAGAAGUUGCAGUCCGGAAGCCUCACAAUUUUUGUGAAAAUGAUUUGUGGUUUUCUACGAGUUGUACAGCGUGCAGAGAAGCUGCACGGGUCCUUGGCCAGGCAGUUGUCACACUUUGUGCUCUCCAAAGCUUGCUUCAAAACUCAGCCUUUGAGAUGGGGACUGCGAGAGCAGAAGAAAACAGUGCAACCUAGAACUGUCCUUGGGCUCACCCAGAAAACCUUCUCGACGCAAAAAUCAGACCCCCAGAAGGAGGAUAGAGGCAAGCAAGUGUCUAUCCGCAGAAAUCAAAGAGAGGAAACCGGCGUCUCAAUGUCUCAGAAAGUGAAAGAAGGCGGGAGAGACGUCAUGUACUUGGUAGUGGUGCUCCUUGGAAUCGGCAUUGCAGGUAACUUCUUAUACACAAUCAUCAAAGAACUGUUUUCUUCAUCCAGUCCUAAUAUCAUAUACGGGAAAGCCUUGGGAAAAUGCAGAAUCCAUCCUGAGGUGAUUGGUGUAUUUGGUGAGCCUGUGAAAGGCUUCGGGGAAAUGUCGAGACGUGGGCGAAGACAGCAUGUCAGCUUUGUCGCAUAUGUAAACAAUGGGCUAAAGCGCAUCCGUGUGAAAUUCUACAUUAAGGGCUCUGAACCAGGGAAGCAAGGAACCGUACAUGCAGAAGUGGAAGAAGUGAACCCAGGGAGUGGCCAGUUUGAAUUUCGAUAUAUAUUUGUGGAAGUGACUCCUACAAGAUCUAUUAUUGUUGAAGAUAACCGUUCCCAACAAAGUUAAAAAAGCCUCAAGCCAGCGUGCUGCUCCCUACCUAGAAUGCAGGGCUCUGUCCUCAUGUGAUCCUCACAGCUCUUCCAGAAUUUGUUCAGAAAAACAAGAAUAAAGUAUGUCACACAGAAAGCAAGCUCAGUGUGAGUGCUCAUGAGUUUGGACAAGCUUAGGUCUUUCUUGUGAAAAAUCAUGAAAUGUAGCAAAUUUUCCAUUAUAUUGAAUUGCCAAUCAUGCAGGGCUGAAGGAUGGCUCAGCACUGACUGCUCUUCCGAAGGACCUGAGUUCAAAUCCCAGCAACCACAAGGUGGCUCACAACCAUCUGUAAUGAGAUCUGACGCCCUCUUCUGGAGUGUCUGAAGACAGCUAUGGUGUACUUACAUUUAUAAGUAAAUCUUUAAAAAAGAAAAUUGCCAAUCAUGACAGUAUUUCAGCUCUACAUUCGUGAUAAACUUUUGUUACUAAAAUUUAUACACCACAUAAGUAAAAACUUCAGUAUUUUAAGCUGUUUAAUAUUGUGUGGCUUUUAUACAAUCUACAGAAUAAAAUCUACUAACAAAACGA
Messenger RNA from Apodemus sylvaticus (European woodmouse), 1507 nucleotides. RefSeq names its product translocase of inner mitochondrial membrane 21 (gene Timm21). The transcript is spliced from 6 exons. Lineage: Eukaryota; Metazoa; Chordata; Mammalia; Rodentia; Muridae. The record is from RefSeq and is a predicted model, not a curated record. Gene Ontology annotation, cellular component: TIM23 mitochondrial import inner membrane translocase complex. The coding region runs from base 227 to 955 and encodes 242 amino acids. Gene Ontology annotation, biological process: protein import into mitochondrial matrix.